GCGCCAGCUCAUGCACCAAAACAAGCAACAGCACAGACACUAGCACCAGCAUUAGCAACAGCACCAGCACAAGCAACCGCAAAAGCACCAUCACCAGCACUAGCACUAGUACAAGCACCAGAUCAAGCACUGGCACCGGCCCAAGCUCCAGCACAAGCACCAGUACAAGAACCAGAACAAACACAAGCACCAGCACCAAUACUAGUACCAGCACAAGAACCAGCACAAGCACCAGCACAAGCACCAGCACCAGCACUAGCACCGGGUCUCACACAAGCAACAGCACCAGCACUAACACCACCACCACCACCAGCACUAGCACUAAGCUACAGGACAGACACAAGCGCCAGCACCAUCACCAACACCAGCAACAGCAGAAGCAACGGCACAGGCACCAGCAUUAGCACCAGCAACAGCACUAGCACCAGAAGCAGCACCAGCUCCAGCACUAGUAAAAGGGACCAGCACAAGCGCCAGCACCAGCACAAGGAAAGCACCAACAACAGCACCGGCACUUCCACCAGGACAGGAAGACGCGCCAGCGGGAGCACAAGCAACGGCACAGGCAGCAGCACCAGCACCAGUUCAAGCACUAGUACAGGCACCAGCACAAGCGCCGGCACUGGCCCACGCAUAAGCACCAGCACCAAAAACCAGCACCAGCAACAAGCACGGGUACAAGCAUCAACACAAGCACAAGCACAACUACCAGCACUAGCACUAGCCCUAGAACUAGUACAAGCACCAGCACAAGCACCGCCACAACCACCAGCACCAGCACCUACACCAGAAGCAGCACCAGCAACAGCAGUAGCACUAGAGCAAGAACCAUGUCAAGCGCAAACAAAAGAGCCGGCACCAGUCCAAGCACCAUCACAAGCACCGGUACGAGCACCAGCAUAAGAUCCAGCACAAGCACAAGCA
This is a messenger RNA of Rhopilema esculentum, 924 nucleotides long. The record is from RefSeq and is a predicted model, not a curated record. NCBI's taxonomy places the organism in Eukaryota, Metazoa, Cnidaria, Scyphozoa, Rhizostomeae, Rhizostomatidae.